AUGAAACGUAGUAGAGCCAGUAAAGGAAGGCAACUGAGAAGGAUUGAACUAAAUGGGUCCUGCAACAAGUUGUUGGGCAUAUACGAGCCUUCAAACUGGGGUGUCGAAAACAUGGAAGAUCAUCCCAAGGGGGAUGUUUGCAGAAGGGUUCUCAGAUGUGAAAAAAAUAAAGAAAGGGGUGGUGUAGAGAAGCAGAGUAACAAAAAUAUCUUAAAAGUUAGUGAUGAGAAAGAAGGGAGAAAGUGGAAGGGGAGUCUCUAUAAUGCCUCCCUUGAGGAAAUGAAGUCUGACGCUUUCCUAUUGGUUCAUUCUCUGAACCUUCUCACAUCAGCCACCGCCACGUGUCAGCACCACUCAACCAACUGGGACCCACAUGCUCCCUCCUUCCUUCUCCAGCUCCUAUUCAUUCCCACAUCACCUCCCACGCGCCCUCCUUCCCUUCCUCUCUCUCUCUGCUUUCUCUAG
This is a messenger RNA of Sphenostylis stenocarpa, 465 nucleotides long. The record is from the annotation of a GenBank genome assembly. NCBI's taxonomy places the organism in Eukaryota, Viridiplantae, Streptophyta, Magnoliopsida, Fabales, Fabaceae.